Messenger RNA from Anopheles coustani, 1921 nucleotides. It is a transcript of the gene Rap2l, whose product is annotated as ras-related protein Rap-2a. Lineage: Eukaryota; Metazoa; Arthropoda; Insecta; Diptera; Culicidae. The record is from RefSeq and is a predicted model, not a curated record. The transcript is spliced from 5 exons. Gene Ontology annotation, biological process: negative regulation of cell migration; Rap protein signal transduction. The coding region runs from base 582 to 1130 and encodes 182 amino acids. Gene Ontology annotation, cellular component: plasma membrane. Gene Ontology annotation, molecular function: GTP binding; GTPase activity; GDP binding.
UUCAGUGCGAAGUCGACAUUAUCUAGAGGAAAAACUCCAUAAACUUCCUCUGCAGUGUAUUGUAUAACGAUUGGUGUAUGGUUUUGUUAGAUACUCUAAAAUUAUUCUCGAUUUGUGCAAUACUUUAUGUACAUUUCUAUAUUUGGUCAGUCGCAGCCGUAAACUGUACAUCCCGAGUGUAAAAGUUUUUAGGUUUUAUCCCUGAAAAUUCGCAUAUGAAGUAUCCUACAUCGAAAAACUUGUUAGCUAUUGUAUACCGUUUGAAGAUUUUGUUUUGCAGUUGCUGUGUCUUAAGUGUGUAUAUCCAGCUGGUGACGAGUUUUUCUCUGAGACAACCUGCGAAACGGACUGCAAUAGUGUAUCGUGCAUCAAGAAAGAUAAAUCAAAUAUCUUGGGGUCGGGGUUUUUGUGUUUGAUAAAUUGCUCGUUUUGACCAUCAAUAUAAAGUGCUGGUCCUGUUGGUGUUUCUGCGUAAAGCGUGUACUUAUUCUCCUCAAUCGAUGUGCAAAUAACGCGAUAUAAUAACCUAAAGGCGCCCCUGCUAAAACAGUAAGGAAACAAGAACGAGUCCUGUUAAGAAAAUGCGUGAAUUCAAGGUCGUUGUCCUGGGGUCUGGAGGCGUUGGAAAGUCAGCUCUAACAGUUCAGUUUGUUUCCGGGUGUUUCAUAGAGAAGUACGAUCCCACCAUCGAGGAUUUCUACAGGAAGGAGAUAGAGGUGGACAACUCUCCAUGCGUUCUUGAAAUUCUGGACACAGCUGGAACAGAGCAAUUUGCCUCGAUGCGAGAUCUUUAUAUAAAAAAUGGCCACGGCUUUAUCGUCAUGUAUUCUUUAACAAACCAUCAAACAUUUCAGGAUAUCGCGAGUAUGCGAAAUGUGAUCAGCCGUGUAAAAGGUAGUCAACCAGCACCCAUCCUCCUAGUCGCCAACAAGCUAGAUUUAGAUUGCCAAAGAGAAGUGUCAACGGCCGAAGGAAACGCUCUUGCGGAACAGUGGGACUGUCCUUUCAUUGAAGCAUCUGCGAAAGAUCGCAUCAACGUGAACGAAGUCUUCGCCACCGUUGUUCGGGAAAUGAAUAUGACCUCCGAAAAACGUCAGAAGAAGAGUUACUGCUGUUGUACAUUGUUAUAGAAGUGGCAUUAGGUCUUAUUUUAAUCCAAGUAAUACAUAAUAAAAGGAAUGAAAAAUUAGUCCACACUCUUUGAGUGGAAAUGGAGGAUAAAAAGAAAAUAUUACAUGGUAGGUUUGAGUAUGCUAAACGAUUAAGUUGUGUGAGCCUGUCCACGCUCCUUCGAUCGGUACCGCUUUUAAGUUUUCAACUGGCAGCAGCAGGCUACAGAACGAUGAAGAACUUAAACAAUCUUACUCAAUUACAAUCAUAUGAUCACUACAAUCAACUUUGUAGGCGCGCCUAUUACUUUACAACCCUUGCGUCUUGCAUGCUCCUUGCAUGUGAAUGUUUUAACAAACCAUAAUUAUUUUUUUUACUGAAAAUUUGGAUUUUCUGUAUUUUUUACUUGUAUAUUCUUGCUCGAUUUGAAGAAGUGUACAACAAUUUAAGAAAAUAUAACCAUAAAUAAGUGAAACACAGAGAGGUAAUUAUAUUUACCAUCGAUGUCGGCAGAUUAGCUAGAGUGGAAUGAAUCAAGCAUAACGAAGAAAUCAUAGAUACCACCAUUUUGAGUAUAGUAUCAAACGCGAACAGGAAGCUAACCAAAUGCAUCAAAAAUAUAAGCAACCGAUAAAGGCACGAUGACGAUGAGGAAUAAAAAGGAAGCAGGGACAGUACUAGUAGUAUCAAAUAGGAAACCUAAAUUAAUAAUGAAAUGUAACAGAUAAUAAUUAUUGGUAAUGCUAUAAAAUAUACACAUGUGUACGGGGGCGUAGAAAAGCAAGAAAAAUAAAAUAGCAGUAAGGGUGAA